Penicillium daleae is the source of this 630-nucleotide messenger RNA. RefSeq lists its product as uncharacterized. The transcript has a single exon. Bases 1 to 630 code for a protein of 209 amino acids. Gene Ontology annotation, molecular function: oxidoreductase activity, acting on paired donors, with incorporation or reduction of molecular oxygen, reduced flavin or flavoprotein as one donor, and incorporation of one atom of oxygen; heme binding; iron ion binding. NCBI's taxonomy places the organism in Eukaryota, Fungi, Ascomycota, Eurotiomycetes, Eurotiales, Aspergillaceae. The record is from RefSeq and is a predicted model, not a curated record.
AUGACGAUUGACUCAGUCACGGAAUUCUUCUUUGGUGAAAGCGUUGAGAGCCAAUUGGCUGCGCUGCGUGGUCUGCAGCGUCCCGAGGGUUCGUUCGCCUACUACUUCGAGAAAUCGCAGUGGGUGUGCGCCCAACGAUCUCGCUUUGAGAAGCUAUCAUUCCUCGCGGAUAACAAGGAGACCCGGUACUCAGACCAGCAAGUGCACGCCUUCGUGGAUAAGUUCGUGGACAAGGCUCUGAAUGCCGUGCCAAAUGAGAAGCGCGUGGGCGAAGAGAAGGGGCAGUACGUCUUCCUUGAUGCCCAAGUCGCUACAACUCGUGACCUAAUUGAGAUACGCUCCCAACUUCUGAACAUCCUACUCGCUGGCCGAGACACCACCACUUCGCUGCUGAGUUGGACCGUUCUGAUGCUGGCACACCACCCUGAGACCUUCGGCACCUACUCUUCCCCGCAGAACAUCACCUUCGCCUCGCUCAAGUCCUGCAACUACCUCCAGUACUGCAUGAACGAGUCUCUUCGACUGUUCCCCGUGGUCCCGUUCAACCGUCGCUCCGCUACUCAGGACACAACCCUGCCACGCGGCGGUGGGCCGGACGGCCAGUCCCCUGUGUUCGUCUGGAAGGGAUAG